AUGGCCGAGAUAGAGGAGCUUUCCCCGGCUGCGGGCCCCGUGGCCACUCGGCCCCCGGAGGAUGAGAUCGACGACGACGAAGACGAAGAUGAGGAUCUGGAUGAGACGUUGGGUGAGAGGUUGUGGGGCCUCACAGAGAUGUUCCCAGAAACACUCCGGACGGCGGCGGGGGUAUCUGCCCAGUGCUCUGUCUCUCUGGCCAAGAAGCUGUAUAGUUUUUCCCGCGCUGCUCUUUGGGUCGGUACCACUUCUUUCAUGAUUCUGGUUCUGCCGGUGGUGUUUGAGACAGAGAGACUACAACUGGAGCAGCAGCAACUUCAGCAGCAAAGACAGAUUCUACUUGGGCCGAACACGGGGAUGUCUGGAGGAAUGCCCGGGAUGAUGCCCCCGGGAAAAAUCUGA
This is a messenger RNA of Knipowitschia caucasica, 402 nucleotides long. The record is from the annotation of a GenBank genome assembly. NCBI's taxonomy places the organism in Eukaryota, Metazoa, Chordata, Actinopteri, Gobiiformes, Gobiidae.